Gasterosteus aculeatus aculeatus (three-spined stickleback) is the source of this 2564-nucleotide messenger RNA. RefSeq names its product polyadenylate-binding protein 1A. Gene Ontology annotation, molecular function: RNA binding. The record is from RefSeq and is a predicted model, not a curated record. NCBI's taxonomy places the organism in Eukaryota, Metazoa, Chordata, Actinopteri, Perciformes, Gasterosteidae.
GCCACCCUCUACCCCGGCUAAUAGUGCUGCGUGAGUGCGUGCUCCUGAGCUCGCUCGGCACACGUUCUAUAAAAAAAAUUAAAAAAAUAAAAAAAAACCUCAAAACAUAAAAAAACAAAAAAUCUUUUUUUCUUUUUGUAACAACGGUGAAGCUGGAGUAACGUCGGACAUUCCACGAGAGGACGGGAACGCGUACAGGGGGCUACGGCAUUUUUUUUUCUCCUUCAGUCGACGUGUUACUGGUUCAGAACCGAAGCUAAGUACCGUUCCUUUUUAUCGUUGUGUGUCACGCUCGGUUGACCGUGUUAACCCCACUGGAAGUCGACGUUUUGUCAUUUUAGCUUAUUUAUUUUCUACAAUUUUACUCGUAACGCUCCCAACUGACGAGCCGAACGGUACGCUAACGUUCGCCAUCGCCGCACUCUGCCCCCCCCCCCCUAACUGGCGUGACGCUGCCGCCCGCGAGUGCACCGACGAUUCGCAACCGUCGCCGAAAACUUUUUUUUGUUUCAAUUCGGAAAAAAAUAGCCCGCCGACUUCUUAACUAGCCCUCCGCAGACGAAAAAAAAAUGAAUCCCAGCGCUCCCAGUUACCCCAUGGCUUCCCUGUACGUCGGGGAUCUGCAUCAAGAUGUGACCGAGGCCAUGCUGUACGAGAAAUUCAGCCCGGCCGGAGCCAUCCUGUCGAUUCGGGUGUGCAGGGACAUGAUCACCCGGCGUUCGCUUGGGUACGCUUAUGUCAACUUUCAACAGCCGGCGGACGCUGAGCGUGCUCUGGACACCAUGAACUUCGAUGUGAUCAAGGGGCGGCCUGUGCGCAUCAUGUGGUCGCAGCGUGAUCCAUCCCUGAGAAAGAGUGGCGUGGGGAACAUCUUCAUUAAGAAUCUUGACAAGUCCAUCGACAACAAGGCCCUGUACGACACCUUCUCUGCCUUUGGCAACAUCCUGUCGUGCAAGGUGGUUUGUGACGAGAAUGGCUCUAAAGGCUACGGCUUUGUGCAUUUUGAGACUCAGGAGGCCGCCGAACGAGCCAUUGAGAAAAUGAAUGGCAUGCUACUCAAUGACCGCAAAGUAUUUGUGGGUCGCUUCAAAUCUCGCAAAGAGCGCGAGGCUGAGCUGGGUGCCCGAGCCAAAGAGUUCACAAACGUCUAUGUCAAAAACUUUGGUGAAGACAUGGAUGAAGAGAAGCUGAGGGAUGUCUUCAGUAAAUAUGGAAACGCGAUGAGUAUACGAGUCAUGUCCGAUGACGGCGGGAAGUCACGAGGUUUCGGGUUUGUGAGCUUUGAAAGGCAUGAGGACGCCCAGAAGGCGGUGGAUGACCUGAACGGAAAAGAGUUCAACGGUAAGCUCAUCUAUGUCGGCCGUGCCCAGAAGAAGGUUGAGCGGCAGACGGAGCUCAAGCGCAAAUUUGAGCAAAUGAAACAAGACCGCAUGACUCGCUACCAGGGUGUCAACUUGUACGUGAAGAACCUUGAUGAUGGGAUUGACGAUGAACGUCUAAGAAAGGAGUUCACGCCGUUCGGCACUAUAACCAGUGCCAAGGUCAUGAUGGAGGGCGGGCGCAGCAAAGGCUUCGGUUUUGUCUGCUUCUCGUCCCCGGAGGAGGCCACAAAAGCUGUGACGGAAAUGAACGGCCGCAUUGUGGCGACUAAGCCGCUGUACGUGGCCCUCGCCCAGCGGAAAGAGGAGCGCCAAGCCCACCUGACCAACCAGUACAUGCAGCGCAUGGCCAGUGUGCGGGCUGUGCCAAACCCAGUCAUCAAUCCCUACCAACCAGCCCCGCCCUCUGGCUACUUCAUGGCAGCCAUACCUCAGGCCCAGAACCGUGCUGCUUACUACCAAGCCGCUGGGCAGAUGGCCCAGCUCCGCCCGAGCCCCCGCUGGGCGACACAAGGCGUCAGGCCACAACACUUCCAGAACAUGCCAGGUGCAAUGCGUCCCUCGGCUCCGCGCCCUCAGACCUUCGGCGCAAUGCGGCCGCCCGCCCAGGUUCCCCGCAUGAUGUCCGCCCAGCGCGUCGCUCAGAGCAUGGGCCCGCGACCGGCUGCCGCCGCCACGGUAGCUCCUGUGCGUGGAGUCCCCCAGUACAAAUAUGCCGCUGGAGUCCGCAAUCCUCAGCAGCACAUGCCUGCUCAGCCGGUCCCCAUGCAGCAGCCUGCUGUCCAUGUUCAGGGACAGGAGCCUCUGACGGCCUCCAUGCUGGCAGCUGCUCCACCACAGGAACAGAAGCAGAUGCUGGGUGAACGCCUCUUUCCACUGAUCCAGAACAUGCACCCAAGUCUGACGGGGAAGAUCACUGGCAUGUUGCUGGAAAUUGACAACUCAGAGCUGCUCCACAUGCUGGAGUCCCCAGAGUCUCUCCGCUCAAAGGUGGAUGAGGCCGUGGCUGUGCUUCAAGCCCACCAAGCAAAGGAAACCGCCCAGAAGACUGUGACCAACUCGGCUGGUGUCCAGAGUGUCUGAUCCCAAGGAGUUGGGAACCUUGGAUCCAGCUUCACCGAUUUUAACAUUGAAAAAGAUAAAAAUUCAUGAAAACAAAGUAAAAAUAAGUCAAAUGAUAUAUAA